Messenger RNA from Fusarium poae, 5274 nucleotides. RefSeq lists its product as uncharacterized. Gene Ontology annotation, cellular component: trans-Golgi network; endosome. The transcript has 5 exons. The coding region runs from base 1 to 5274 and encodes 1757 amino acids. The record is from RefSeq and is a predicted model, not a curated record. Lineage: Eukaryota; Fungi; Ascomycota; Sordariomycetes; Hypocreales; Nectriaceae. Gene Ontology annotation, biological process: Golgi to endosome transport.
AUGGCUCUUGAGCCCGGAUCCGGCCGUCGCUCAGUUUCCCCAGAGAGCUCAGGCCGAGACUCCCCCAUUCCACGGCAAUGGAGGAACCAACUCGGUGAAGAGGAUUAUGCCAUCAAGGAUAAAUCCUACCGCAAAUAUGCCCACGGAGUGGACAGAGCACUUGUAUUAUUCGAAACUGCUCUAGAAGAAUGGGCCGACUACAUAUCCUUUCUAAACAAGCUUCUCAAAGCCUUGCAAGCUCGUCCAAAAUCAGUCAAUACGAUUCCAUCCAAGGCGACUGUCGCGAAACGACUUUCUCAAUGUCUCAACCCUUCUUUGCCAUCCGGCGUGCAUCAAAAAGCUUUGGAAUUGUAUAAUCUGGUAUUCUCAGUUAUUGGGAAAGAUGGUCUAUCAAGAGAUCUUCCGCUAUAUCUGCCAGGACUAGCUACAGUCCUUUCCUUCGCUUCCUUGUCUGUACGGGCACCAUAUCUCGACCUCCUCGAACGACACUUCCUCGGUAUCGACCCUCGAUCACUCCGCCCAGCAAUGAAAUCCAUGAUUCUAGCCCUGCUUCCUGGCUUAGAAGAAGAGACAAGUGAGGAUUUCGAACGGACACUGCGCCUAGUCGAGAGCUUCAAGCAUGCCACCAGGCCGUCAUACAGCGAAGAGAUUACUGAACAGCAUUCUUCGGGCGAUACCUUCUUCUGGCAAUGCUUUUUUCUAGCUUCCAUCACCAGCCAAAGCCGUCGCUCUGGUGCACUCGCAUACUUGAUACGAUUCUUGCCACCGUUAGGGCCACAAGCUGCCCCCGAGGACAAAAAUUUAGCGACAGCACAAAACAACACCAAUGACGACACCCAGAGCAAACUUGCCACUGUCGUCACGUCUCCAGAGCCGGGCCUAUUGCUGCGGUGUUUUGCAAGUGGUCUAUCCGAUGAGCAGUUACUCAUUCAGCGUGGCUUCUUGGACUUGUUGGUUUCUCAUCUCCCCCUGAACGCGCAUGUCAUCCAAUCGCGGGUUAAACCCGAUGAUCUGGAAUUGCUUCUCAAAGCCGCUGUUGGUGUAGUAACUCGACGUGAAAUGAGCUUGAACAGACGCCUUUGGACGUGGCUGCUGGGGCCUGAACCGAUAACUGAACAUGACCACAGUAGCGAGACUCCAAGCAGUCCUCCUGCAGAUCAACACAGCUUUGCAGUCUCAAGAACUCAUUAUUUCGAGGAUUUUGGACUACGCCCUUUGACAAAAGCAAUACUACAAAUGAUAAAGAGCAGCUCUCAUAAUGCUGUCAGUGAACGCGCCAAGCCUUAUAGAAUAUGUCUCUCGUUGAUGGAUAGGUGGGAAAUCGGUGGCUUAGUUGUACCUGAAGUCUUUCUUCCUAUGAUUGAAAGUGUGCGACACUUCAAAGAUCAUGCCGCAAGCAAAUCAGAGUUUAACGAAAUCUUGCCAAGCGCCAGUACUUUCUUUGACGGCAUUGAAAGCGGGCUCAUCUAUGGUGAAAUCGCCGGACUUCUUGCACAGGCUCUGGGCCCAGGAUUUCUCAGCGCACACGAGCGGAAAGACAAGCUUGCGCUAGUCAGUUUUAUCUUGGCUAAUUUCAACGUCCGAGAGGAAGAAAUGGUCACUAUUCAUGCUCCUUUAUGCUGUCUGACCGCUCUAGCCAUGCUAGAGGACUUCAAAGAACGUAUAUUAACGCACGGCAGCGCAGAUUCACAACUGCUUUCACUGUUGAGCCAGGCACAGAGCGUUGCUCUCUCGCUUUUGGACCUUAUACCAGAAAGAGUGUUUCCUGAAACCACAGAAGGCCUAAAAAAUGAGAGGAGCAAUUCGGUCCUGCCCUCUAAUGGCGAGAUAUUGGAAAAGUCGCAGAACUUUUACGUCAAUGAGCAGGGUAAUAUAGAGGCGUCUCCACCGCCAUUCAGUGCCUUGAUCGUAGGUCAGACAAUUCUGGACAAGGCUGCUCAAUUUGUCUGUCAAGAUCUAGGGUCGUCUGAAACUGACCUCAACGCUUGUGUCAGACUGCUCGUUCAUGCAGUAUACAAGACUCCCAAGACAUAUGAAGUCAAAGAGAAACAACUACUGAAACUUAUGCAUGACCUUCUGGAGCAACCAGACAUUAUGGCCUUCCCUUCCUUCUCGGCCAUCUUACAGCUGUCAACUCAGCUAUACGACGCUGAGCGGAUCGAGACAACUCAACUCUCAAGCCUGAUACCUCUUCUAGUACGGCAUGCCUGGAUAUACCUUUCGGCAUCUGAGCCAAAGUACCACGUGGAAGCAGUUAGGGGUUUGUGGCAACUGCAGUCAGCUCUCUCGACAUCCAACCGCGAUAUUGAAGCAGCGCUGUCCAGUCUUAUCAUUGCACAAGAUACCUCCCGCUUUCGCGGUGUUGAGCCUGUAGACAAGGGUCGUGCUUUGAGUGUAUUAUGGUCGCACACCCUCCAAGACAACGCCCCCGCCGAACGAAGAGGCUCAAAAACGCCGAUCCAUGAUAUAAAGAGCCUUCCUAGACUUGCCGGGGCUGAUAAUUAUGAAGUCAUGCUCACACAGCCGAUAUUCCUUAUACUCGACGCCUUGGAAGAUGACCGGACCCAACUUUACAUGACGGUGAAGUCAUGGUUGAAUACUAUGCUAGGCAUUGAUCGUCGUGCCAAUCAACUCUACCGCUACGCUCUUAGUCUCCUUCACAAGUUUCUCAAUAGCCCCUUUGCUGCUCACUUGUCAGCCCAACACCUUGAGAACGUGCUGAUCGCACGACUUGAAAAGUCGCUUCAAGGCUCCGAUGCAUAUGUGCAGGUCCUCUUGCUUGAGGCAGUAUAUGAUACACUAAAGCUUCGAGACAUUGCUCCCAUUGAAGCACCUGCGUCUCCCAUUUCUGAACGAAGACUGUCAACAUUUGAUCCUCGAGGAAGUCGCCCGUCACUUUCAGCACCGGAAAUUCGACCAAUUGCAACACCGCCGCCCCAACUUCUCCAAUGCCUUCAAGAUGGUCUCAGCUCACCCAGCAGCCGCCCAGUCCUCGAUAGCUGGGUUGCUUUCGUAUCUGAGUGCCUGCCUUUGUACUCGGAUUCCAUCUUUCAGGUAGUCAUCCCUCUAGUUGAGACCCUUUGCAAAGAAAUCGACACGACCUUUGCCAAUUUGAGGGGAACCUUUUACUCGAAUGCUCUCUCCAUCGGUAGUGAGAAGCAAUCCCCUGAGUCUACACUGAUCUUUCUGCUUAAUGGCCUCGAGCAAGUUCUAGCAAGAGCGCAUCAGCGACUUCUGAACGAAGAGGCUCGGACACAGGUCGUCAAGGGUCCGGACCAGCCCCAAUCCCUUUUUGGGAGCAUGGUAUCAAAUGUCUGGCAGUCAGACAACACUCAAUCUCGCAGCGCAACAGCAAACGACCGCUUGACCGUCCAUCUGGCCUUUCAAGAUGCGGUUCGCAUUUGCUACAAGAUCUGGACAUGGGGUCAGGGUGAUGACUCAAAUAAACAAGAUCAGGGUUCUUUUGGGUCGUUCAACUAUACAUCUCUGCGCAUGCGCAAUCGCUCUAGAAGGUUAUUGGAGCACCUUUUUGCUGCCGAGAGCCUCGAGUGUCUUGAGACUGUUAUUGCUAGUUGGAAGCAGUCGACUGAGGAAGGAGAACCCACCCAGGUUUUCAACAUGCUAUCGGCAUUAGAGGCAUGCCGACCAAAACACUGUAUUCCGGCUCUCUUCGGCGCCAUCUACCGCCGUACAAGUGCUGGGAACGCCGAUCCCACAUCAAAGUCGACCAUGACAAUUUCGCUGCAGGACACUGAUCUCGUCAAGUUUCUAGUGGAGUACACGCGAACAUUGGAUGACGAUGCUAUGGACGAAAUUUGGCAGGAUUGCAUGGCUUUUCUAAAGGACCUUCUAACAAACCCAUUCCCGCAUCGGCAGACAUUGCCAAAUCUUCUGGAAUUCGCUGCUCUUCUAGGAGAAAAGGUUGACAAUACCAAUUUUGGAGAACAAAGAAGAAUGAGAAAAGAACUAGGGGACACCUUCAUCCGUCUGCUUGCUGCUCUAUUCACUACAAGGCCGAUUGCAUUUGCUGACCCAGCAAUGUCAAGCGGAGGCAUCCCUAAAUCCGAUUCUGGCAACACUAUCAACGGAUACGGCGAUGGACCAGAUGAUGUUGUUUCUAUUCUGGCUGGGAUCGUUCCUAAAUUAGCAAAGAUUCUUGUUGAACCUGAUAGAGUGCUUUCAGCCUCGGCAACUAUUUCGACCAAUGUCAUCGGGCCAACACUGAGAGCCAAGGGAUUCCCUGAGAUAGUCACCCAGAACACCAUGCGCCUUCUCCAUGAGUUAUCAAGAGUACAAAAUAACCAGAAGAACUGGAAGAAGGAUGUGGGAGACGCCUUCAAUGAUGUGAAGUUCUUCGGAAUGGACUUAGACUUGGUGAAGGACGAUUGGCUACCGCUGCUAAAACAAUGGACUUUUACCGAUAAAGAAAAGAUGUCCGAAAUUGUUAGUCGCAUCAACGCUCCGUCAACAGCUGGUAUUGUGUUUGGUGUCGGUGCAACGUCCGCCCGUCUCGAGGCUGACCGCAAGACGCAACUCAAUCUUCGAAGAAUUGCAACUUUGAUCCUCGCAGGCUCGGAAGACGCGUUUGUUUCAGAUUUGUCGGACAUAUUUGGAAAGUUGGCUGAGCUUCUUGGUGCCUCGUCGACAUCGUCGCCAUCAUCAACCACUCGAGCAGAUAUCUACAUGGUGUUCCGUGCUCUUGCUCUCAGAACCAGCGCAAUUCAUCUGGGAAUGUUAUGGCCGGUAGUAAACGCUGAGAUCCAUGCAGCUAUAUCUUCAGUUGCUGCGGCCGACAAUAGUACUGCUUCCGAUACUUACACCAACGCUUCGGUCCUACAAGCCUGCAAGCUGUUGGAUCUUCUGAUUUGCGUUGCGCCAGACGAUUUUCAGCUUCAUGAGUGGCUUUUUAUCACUGACACUAUCGACGCCGUAUAUAGGCCAUCAACCUAUCAGCCUGUCGCUCUCGUUGACGAACUCUCCGACGAGCUCGGAGCUACUGUGACUGCUUCAAAAUUCCACUCCUCUUCGGUGGUGAACCCAGUGGUACAGGGGUCAUCUCGAAGGCCGCUACUCGGACCAGGAGGCAUCAAUGACGAUGUCGGUCUUGAAAGAAAGGACGAAUUGGUGGCCAAGGUGCUCCGGCCGUUCUUUGGACAGCUCAGCAUCUUUGCAUUUGAGUCUACUUAUGCCAUGGGACGCGUCGACAAAGAGGCAUGCGUCUCAAGCUUGUUAAAUGAUCUUUUUGAUGAGCAAAGUAUAGUUAGGGCACUAUAG